Molecule: messenger RNA, 1104 nt
Organism: Bipolaris maydis ATCC 48331
Lineage: Eukaryota; Fungi; Ascomycota; Dothideomycetes; Pleosporales; Pleosporaceae
Biological process (GO): peptidyl-histidine methylation, to form tele-methylhistidine
Molecular function (GO): protein-L-histidine N-tele-methyltransferase activity
Source: RefSeq, a predicted model, not a curated record
AUGGCGUUUAGUUUUGGCUUUUCAGGCGACGACAUUGAAGAGGAUCCGAAUGAUGUGCAGGAGCAGAGUGGGCAGCCAACAGGUGCUGUGGAGAGUCAUGUGCCACCGCCCAUAGCCGCUCAAACUCUUGACUUGGAUGAAAUGCUCUCCACCCUCCCCGACAAAAUCUCCUUUUCAACAGUCUCCCUCACCUCUCCCAAAGGCAACAUCGCACACCUCCCCCGCCGCGAGCUCUUUGACGUACGUCUGCAACUCAUGGCCGAAGACGACGGCACAACCGCGUCGCCCCUCUCUGGCCUCGAAUCCAGCGACCUGCAGCAAAAUGUCUACGAAGGCGGCUACAAGACGUGGGAAUGCAGUCUGGACCUCGUACGCUUCCUGCUGGACCGGGACCCACGCAAAGAUCUCGACGACCUGGUGCGUGUGGGCCACGUGAUUGAAAUGGGAUGUGGGAGUGCACUUCCCUCGCUGCUGCUGUUCCAGUACGCGAUAAGAGAGGGGCUGGGCAUGUAUUUUACCCUGACAGAUUACAAUGCCGACGUGCUGCGCUGCGUUACGCUGCCGAAUCUCGUCUUGGCAUGGGUAGCCACGUUGAGUCGAGAAGAGAGUGCGCAGUUAUUUGCGGAAGAUGCGCCGAACCCGCUGCUACGCCAUGAAUCGUCGGCUGAGGGUCAGCCUGCUGGUGGUGAAGAGGAAUACGCUGAUUUAUACAUUACCCCUGCACUGCUCCAGGCGUUCAAAGCUUGCCUACAAAACAUCGGUAUUACACUGACGUUUCUUUCGGGAUCGUGGGCUCCCGCUUCUGCUUUACUGCCGCUUAUUCCUUCGUCGCCUGAUCUCAAUACUUUUAUCCUUGGCUCAGAGACUAUCUACAGCCCUGCGUCGCUGACGGCGUUUGCCGAUGCUAUUGUGGCGCUCAUGGGCCGCGUCAAGAUGGGCAAGACGCUCGUGGCGGCCAAGCGAGUGUAUUUUGGUGUUGGGGGUAGUGUUGACGACUUCAGGGAGGAGUGUAGUCGGCGAGGCUGUGUGGCAAGUGAACUCGAGUUUGAGGGAUUGGGAGAGGGCGGAGUGAGGAGAUGUUUGGUUGAGGUUCAGAUGUAUUAG